AUGACCACUUCAUCAGCUAUUAAAUCACAUCCUAAAGUUCUUAGACUUGGACGAGUCGAAUUUGCUCAUGCUAAAUGGGCUGAAGUUUCUAAGAUAGCUACAGUAAUUGAUUGUACUUCAAAAAACAGAGAAGAAUUCUUUGAAGAUUUAAAGGGUAAGUAUAAGGAUAUCACUAAUAUUAGUAGAACUUAUCAAUCGGUUGCUUAUACGGGAAAAUUCGAUGAAGAAUUAGCUUCUCAUCUUCCAUCUACUGUUAAAUCAAUUAGUCAUACUGGUGCUGGAUAUGAUCAAAUUGAUCCUGAACCUUUCACUAAACGUGGAAUUCAAGUUUCUAAUAUUACUGUACCAGUUGAAGGUCCAACUGCUGAUACUGCAGUAUUUUUAUUAUUGUCAACAUUAAGAAAUUUCCAAGAAGGUCAUGACUUAUUAGUCAAAGGACAAUGGCCAGGAAAAAAAGCUGCUGGAGCUAAAUUAGGACAAACUCCACAUUCAAAAGUGGUAGGAAUCUUAGGAAUGGGAGGUAUUGGUAGAUGUAUUAGAGAUAGAUUAGUACCAUUUGGAUUUAAGAAAAUCAUCUAUUAUAAUAGAAGUAGAUUAAGUAAAGAUUUAGAAAAGGAUAGUGAAUAUGUUUCAUUUGAAGAUUUAAUUGCCAAAAGUGAUAUCUUAGUAGUUAGUGUACCAUUAAAUCCAAAGACUAGACAUUUAAUUAAUGGUGAAGUUCUUGCCAACUUAAAACAAGGUUCAAUUAUUGUUAAUACUGCAAGAGGUGCAGUUAUUGAUGAACAAGCAUUAUUGGCAAGUUUAAAGUCUGGACAUAUUGGAGGCUUUGGAUCCGAUGUGUUUGAACAUGAACCACAAGUUCCUCAAGAAUUAUUGGAUUUACCCAAUGUCAUUAGUUUACCUCAUAUGGGUACUCAUGCGCUGGAUGCUAUUCAAUAUAUGGAAGAAUGGGUAGCUGAAAAUGUUGAAAGUUGUAUUUUGACAGGUAAAGUUAAGAGUAUAAUUCCAGAUCAGGCCAAUUUAGAGAUUUAG
Molecule: messenger RNA, 1032 nt
Organism: Scheffersomyces amazonensis
Lineage: Eukaryota; Fungi; Ascomycota; Pichiomycetes; Serinales; Debaryomycetaceae
Gene: IFM3
Product: Ifm3p
Exons: 1
Coding region: 1-1032 (343 amino acids)
Molecular function (GO): oxidoreductase activity, acting on the CH-OH group of donors, NAD or NADP as acceptor; NAD binding
Source: RefSeq, a predicted model, not a curated record